This is a messenger RNA of Salvelinus sp. IW2-2015, 3417 nucleotides long. Its product is annotated as NALCN channel auxiliary factor 1. Gene Ontology annotation, molecular function: stretch-activated, monoatomic cation-selective, calcium channel activity. Gene Ontology annotation, biological process: calcium ion import across plasma membrane. Gene Ontology annotation, cellular component: plasma membrane. The record is from RefSeq and is a predicted model, not a curated record. NCBI's taxonomy places the organism in Eukaryota, Metazoa, Chordata, Actinopteri, Salmoniformes, Salmonidae.
AGUGUUCAAGACGAACAUGGCGGCAAUUUAACCCAGGUCCAAGAUGACUGUGGCCAUCGGGAGAAAAGAUCCAAGGCAUUCAACCCAGAUACGAACCGGAAAAAAUCAACUGGGGCACAAUCAAACGGCUUUUGCUUUCUCAUAAUUGAAUCUGGGAAACUGCAGCAGUAACGGCAACAGCAUUGAUAAGCUGGCCACAGCUGGUCUCUCUGCGCGCGAGCACCACCCCGGAGAGGAGAAGAGAGGGAGCGAGGCGCGAGGCAUGCGGUUACAGAGAACGUGGUUUCCCCCCGGAGAGCCAUGGAGAACGGGGAUGCGGCAGCGCGAGGCUUAAUCUGUGCGGGCGCGCUAAUUGGAUCGGAAUAACACGCCGACGGCGUCGGGCGCGAGAGAGGAGAGCCCAGGACCGGCGGCGGCACGGCAGCCCACCGUUACCGAGGAUAAAUAACCAGAGUCCAUCUCCCAAAGUCAAUGAGUAUAGUGGCAGAGGAGCCCCCGCGGUGGAGUCGGCCAGAGCUGCGCUUUUCCUAAAAUAUGACCAGGGGUGCUUGGAUGUGUCGGAAGCAAGAUGACGGCUUAAAUAUCUGGUUUGCACCCCGAGAGAACGAGAAGCCAUUUACCGAGUCGGAGCGGGCCCAGAGAUGGCGCCUAUCGCUGGCCUCUCUUCUCUUCAUCACCGUCCUGCUCUCUGAUCACUUGUGGUUCUGCGCCGAGGCCAAACUGACGCGGACCCGAGACAAGCGGCAGGACAAGCGGCUCGCCUUUACGGACAUGGUCGAGUACCCAAACUCCACUCACCACCACACCCCCUCCUCUGACCCCCAUUCCCCCCACGGCCCCCUUGCCAGAAAGCCAGAUGUUAUUUUUAUAGGGAAUUCUACCAAACCUCUGUGGCGACUGGACACCUGUCACCCGGACAGCUUGUCCAAAGACUGCUUCACUUUCACGGACGCAGAGUCGGUGUGCCUGGGCCUCUCCGGGGGCGGGGAGAGGACGCAGUCGGCAGACUUGAAUCUGAGCGAUUUGUAUCUUUCUUUUUGUAAUUCCUACUCUCUUUUGGAUUUGUUUAACGGGAUUACAAGUCCGGACAAUAUAAACUGCAGCCUGGACGUGGCUGAGGGUGACACGCUGGGAUGCAGCGAGUGUGUCCGGGUUUACCAGCGCUUUGACCGGCAAGCUCAGGAGGACUACCGGGAGUUUGAGCUGUUGGUUGAGAAAUAUGAGACUGAUGAAUACUCGGUCAGGACAUGUAUGGAGGAAUGCAAGACGGUAUAUAAGCCCUGGCUGUGCUCACAGUACUUCCAGACCACACAGAUGCACUGCAGUAAGAGGAUCCCGUGUGGCCAGUACUGUCUGGAGGUGCAGCAGAGGUGUCCCUUCAUCCUUCCCGACAAUGACGAUCUCAUCCACGGAGGAAGCCCCAGUUUUAUAUGCACAGGGCUGUUGGAGGAGUACCAUAGGGGUGUGGAUGCAGACGCAGAGUGCUGUGAUGUUCGGUGGGACUUCCAGACAGAAGCGGACAACAACCAUUCCCGGGGGACCCUCAAAAGAACUCACCCAUCCUGUCACCACCGUACCUCUCUCAGUUCCUCGGCCGUGUGCAGAGUGUGCAACAGCCGGCUCAAACUCUGCCUGCUAGUCCUUGUCCUCCUGCACACUGUCGCCUCCCUAACCGCAUCCCACAAUGCAACGGGACUGGGCCUCCCUGCCUCACUCGCCCCUCUGGAGGAGAGCUCCCCCGCCAAUGAGGAGUGAUGGGGUGGCCGAUGAUAUAGGUUGUCACGACAAUAUGAAACAUCUCCGCCUCGGUCGGGAAUGCUAUGUGCUGUUGGCUAGACGUCUGCAGCCGCUGUGCUUUCUGGGUAAUUGAGUCUUUGCAGAGGUGUUGGACUACUUAUAAAUGGAAGACAUGCAAAUCAAUCAAAACAAACAGACUUACAAACAAAGAGAGGAAAACAUGACAGUGUCGGGAACGUGGGACAAGGCAGCAGCCUGUGUUGAGUAGGAAGAACUCCUCACUGCUGAGUUUCUCUCACUGCGCUUUUUUACACUGUUUCCCUGUUCUGGCUUUCUGUUGCACUGGCCAACUACGGGAUAACACUCACUGUCCUUUUAGAAUGUCCAUCCUUUAUGUUGUUCCUUUAUGGGUCUCUUGUGCAGGAAGGAAAUGUCUCAUCAGUAUAGGAUAGAUAACAUCAAAAAGCAAAGUUGUGAGUGUGUGCAUACUUGUGUGUGUGUGAUUGUGUGUGGGUGUUUACUCUGAAGUCUCCACUUAUUUGGGUUCCCAUUCCUAAAGCGGCUUUAGAUGUAGGAAAGGACACUAAAAUGUUAGAGUAGUGGUUUGUUCUCAUGGUUCCGUGUGGCUAAAAUGGUAGAGAAUGGUGCUUACAGCGCCAGGGUUGUGGGUUUGAUUCCCACGGGGGACCAGUAUGAAAAUGUAUGCACUCACUACUGUAAAUUGCUUUGGAUAAGAGCAUCUGCUACAAUGUAAACAAAUUAUCCUUGGUAAAAUUAACGUACACCCAGACUACACUACUGGCCAGUGAUACAAUUGUAAUGCUUCUCAAUAUAGAAGACAACCCCUUGAUAUAGAAGUAUCCCACUAGCCUUUCUCUGUCCCUACCACACACUCUGUCCAUGCUCUGUGUCUUCUCAGCCCAGCACUCCACACAUAGCAGGUAUACUGUUUGUCUAAUCAAAAUGUCUUACCUCUAUUCUGUACGUGCAUGUGGAGGCUCUCUUAAUGAUGUGAAAUUCACAGCCUUGUUGGUUUGCUUUACAUAGCCUUAGCCCCCCUCUGUGGUAGAGAACACUACUGCACCCCCAAAAGACCACUAGUAAGGUAGCAUGUCCUCUGCUUUCUUCAACUAAUGUUACUUAUCUUACAUUAUGUAAAGGGCUUAUUUCUAUAUACAAACACAGACAAAAAUGUGCUUGAGGUAUGGCUUCAGGUAUCUCAGUUCACACUGCAUGCUUAGGGGUAUACCUUCAAAGGUAAGCAUUUGCUUAAAAUGUGUUUAAUGUGUUGCUAUAGAGAGCGGGCAGGUGUAGGACACAGUAUGUAGUAUGUUUGAGGAGAAACGUUGGGCGGCACAGUAAGGCUGAGAAGCUCAAUGGCAUUAUGUUAACAUUACUGUUAGCAUUAUGGUUUGUGUGAGCUGGAAGAAAAGGCAAUAUUUAAGGGCUGUUUUAAUCAUUUCUUGUCCCUUUGUUUUCUAGCUGAUUAACUGAACUGAUAGAUAGUGGUGUCAGGUUUUUUAGGCCUAACAAAUGUAUGCUGAAUGCAGAAUUCUCCACUUUCAUGUCUGUUGAAUAUAUAUGUUAGCUGCCUAUUGCUAGGUCCGGCUUGUCAGAUUCUACUAGUCAACUACAGGUCCCACAAAUUGAGAAACAAAUAGAAAACUGGUUCUCUGCUCA